Molecule: messenger RNA, 1062 nt
Organism: Capra hircus (goat)
Lineage: Eukaryota; Metazoa; Chordata; Mammalia; Artiodactyla; Bovidae
Gene: RPL6
Product: ribosomal protein L6
Exons: 7
Coding region: 159-1022 (287 amino acids)
Biological process (GO): translation
Cellular component (GO): ribosome
Molecular function (GO): structural constituent of ribosome
Source: RefSeq, a predicted model, not a curated record
AAGAAUGGUGGUAUGUCUCUUCAGGACUAGAUUUCAAGAUCCCAAUCCUUCGCCAUCCUAGCCGAGAGGGUAUCAAGUCGACAUCUGCAGGGGUCAGACACCCUCGGGACCUUCUGAGAGGCCUCCCGGACGCUUCAUUUCUCUCUCUUGGGUUUACGAUGGCGGGUGAAAAGGCUGAGAAGCCAGAUACUAAGGAGAAAAAACCUGAAGCCAAGAAGGCUGAUGCUGGCAAGAAGGCUAAAAAGGUGGAAAAGGUGAAGAAGGUUAAGAAGGGGAAGCCCCACUGCAGCCGAAAUCCUGUCCUGGUCAGAGGAAUUGGCAGAUAUUCCCGAUCAGCCAUGUACUCCAGAAAGGCCUUGUACAAGAGAAAAUAUUCAGCACCUAAAUCCAAGGUCGAAAAGAAAAAGAAGGUUCGUGCCCUUGCUACUGUCACAAAACCAGUUGGUGGCGACAAGAACGGUGGUACCCGAGUGGUCAAACUUCGCAAAAUGCCUAGGUAUUACCCUACUGAAGAUGUGCCUCGGAAACUGUUGAGUCAUGGCAAAAAACCCUUCAGUAAGCAUGUGAGGAAGCUGCGUGCCAGCAUCACUCCUGGGACCAUUCUGAUCAUCCUCACUGGGCGCCACAGAGGCAAGAGGGUCGUUUUCCUGAAGCAGCUGGGCAGUGGCUUGCUACUUGUGACUGGGCCUCUAUCCCUCAAUCGAGUUCCUCUGCGUAGAACACACCAGAAAUUUGUCAUCGCCACCUCCACCAAAAUCGAUAUCAGUGGUGUGAAAAUUCCGGAAUAUCUCACUGACACUUACUUCAAGAAGAAGAAGCUGCGUAAACCCAGACACCAGGAGGGUGAGAUCUUCGACACAGAGAGAGAGAAAUACGAGAUCACAGAGCAGCGCAAGGUUGACCAGAAAGCUGUGGACUCGCAAAUUCUGCGAAGAAUCAAAGCUGUCCCUCAGCUCCAGGGCUACCUCCGCUCUGUGUUUGCUCUCACAAAUGGAAUUUAUCCUCACAAAGUAGUAUUCUGAACUUCUUGCAAAGAACCUAAUUAAAUAACUUGUCAUUUCC